Eutrema salsugineum is the source of this 372-nucleotide messenger RNA. Its product is annotated as shaggy-related protein kinase zeta-like. Gene Ontology annotation, molecular function: protein serine/threonine kinase activity. Lineage: Eukaryota; Viridiplantae; Streptophyta; Magnoliopsida; Brassicales; Brassicaceae. The coding region runs from base 1 to 372 and encodes 123 amino acids. The record is from RefSeq and is a predicted model, not a curated record. The transcript is spliced from 4 exons. Gene Ontology annotation, cellular component: cytoplasm. Gene Ontology annotation, biological process: signal transduction.
AUGAAUCCAACGCAAGAAGAAAUCCGAUGCAUGAAUUCAAACUACAGAUACUUUAGAUUCCCACAAAUUAAAGCUCAUCCGUGGCAUAAGGUUUUCCAUAAGCGGAUGCCUCCAGAAGCCAUUGACCUCACAUCUUGGCUUCUUCAAUAUUCACCUAGUCUACGUUGCACUGCGCUCGAAGCAUGUGCUCAUCCAUUUUUCAAUGAACUUCGCGAGCCCAAUGCUCGUCUUCCAAAUGGCCGACCUCUACCACCUUUGUUCAACUUCAAACAAGAGUUAUCUGAAGCCUCCCCAAAGCUUAUAAACAGGCUAGUACCAGAGCACGUUAGGCGACAGAUGAGAGGAGGCUUUCCAUUUCAAACUGCUCCGUAG